Molecule: messenger RNA, 4344 nt
Organism: Aphis gossypii (cotton aphid)
Lineage: Eukaryota; Metazoa; Arthropoda; Insecta; Hemiptera; Aphididae
Product: caspase-1-like
Exons: 7
Coding region: 1190-2563 (457 amino acids)
Biological process (GO): proteolysis
Molecular function (GO): cysteine-type endopeptidase activity
Source: RefSeq, a predicted model, not a curated record
GCGUUUUAAUUUAAUGGGUUUUUAUCUCCGACAACAGCCUCAGGGGUUCCCCGCCACGCCCGCGCCUGCUACCGCUCGACGACGCCGUGCACCUGUGUCUGGCUGACUCGUUCACUUGCUCACGGGCACACGCACGACGCACGAUAAUAUUAUUAUUAUAUAGUGUUUGUUGUUGUCGAUUUAUUAGUAGUAGUUGCGUAAAGCGAAUACGAUAUUUCGUAAUUUCUCGGGGAUCACAUGUGGUCGUGUGCCGUCGACUCCAGUCUUUGCCGUUGUAGUAAACUGUGUAGUGUUUUUACUACCGUCUUGUCCUUGGUGCCUCUAUAGUAUUAAUAACAUUAUCGAUUCGGAAAAAAAAUGUUCUCCCGUUUCGUUUCGACUACAUUAUUAUUAUAGCUCAUUAAAUAACAACCCAUAUUAUUAUACUCGUUAUCAUCACGUAUGCAGCAACCGUUGUCAAAUACACGUCGUUAUAAUAUAUAUAUAUAUUUUUGAUUACUGUUUUUAGCGAGUUAUAAAAUCUUAUUUUGAGAGUAUCUGUCGACAACAGUACGUGCAUACGUUACUUUAUCAUUAUUAUUCAAAAUAAUUAAUAUAUAGUUGGGGCUCUCGCUCUCCUGAUUUCCUUAUGCGAAGGUGGGGAAGACAAUUUGUGACGAAUAUCAAAAUCCGUAUUUGCGUCUUGGAAAAUCAUAAUAAUAUAGCCAUAUAGGUAAUAAACUAAAAACUAACUAUAAUGGUGGUGUGGGUACAAACACAAUUUUGCCGAUGGUGACGACGAUUUGUCCUCUUGGUCUGGGAACCACUUGUGAUGCGUCCUGCAACUCGCCCGUUGGCUCCGGACAAACACCGCACCUCUGCCCGUGACGUUUCUGUUUCUAACCCUCCUCCCUCCACCGAUCAUCGUUUUUAAUAUUUCUAUCGUGUCCUUUUACACUCCAAUGGACAACUACUGGUUUAAAUGUUCAGUAUUCACUAUUCAGUGUUUGGUCGUAGUCGAUUACGACCUGUUGGGUCGCGUUAUUUUAUCCUUCUGUGGUCCUACAAUGACGUUGUUGGUGUUGUUUUUCCUCUAGUUCCUUCAAGAAUAUUUUACUUAAUUACUUUUUUUUUUUUAACUAAAGAUUAUUUUGAACGAAGAAUGAAAAACAAUUAACUUCACGCUCGAAUUCGUAAUAUUUAGAUCAUUAUGGAAUCUCCACAAGAAGAGAAUGUAUCAUUAGACUUUGGCACAACAACCAAGGGAGAAGAGUAUCUUUUGUCAGUAUCUACUGGUUUUUAUGAAGAAGAAUUUGACGACGACGAAGUAUUUUUGGACGAUUCACAAAGUAUUGAUAUGGAAUCAUUAUCAGAAAUUCCACCACGUGUUCGUAGAACUUCAGAUGUUAUUGACUGUGUUGGUGGAACUAUAUCUCCAGCACAUAUUAAACGUCAUAGUUUUCCAUCAGCAUCUGGUGAAGUUUUGUACUCUGCUACAUCACAGGCUACUAACAUCACAGUGUCAAAUCGAUCUAGGCGUACUGAGCUUACAACAGAAUCAGUUGAUCUUGGCUAUAGUAGCCCUGGUGCACAAUCUUCAGGCAGAUCUUUUAAAGGAACAUGGUUCAGGUUUAGUAACAGUAAUGAUCCUGAUUCUGUUGAUGCUCGACCAACUCACAUAUUAGAUGAACAACAAAAAUCUAAUACUAACAGCAAAUUAAGUCCUGGUAUCAAGAAAUCUGGCGAAGAGUUUAGAAUGCCUGUAACUAAAGACGCUACAUGUUAUAAUAUGGAUCAUAAAUAUCGAGGUAUUGCUGUUAUCAUAAAUAAUGAUGUUUUUGAUGGACCUGCGCAGAGUUUACCUGAGAGGAAAGGUUCAUGGAAAGAUGUUGAAGAGUUGAAGACAAUGUUCUAUCGUUUAGAUUUUAGUGUUUUGAUUUGGAAUAACUUGUAUCAUGAAGAAUUGACUCAUCAUUUGAAUGAAUUGGCUAAUGAUGAUCAUUCUCAAAAUGAUUGUCUCGCUAUUGUUGUGUUGACGCAUGGGAUCAGUUCAUCAUUUAUUUAUGCCAAAGACAAUCCAUAUCCAGUUGAAUUUUUGUGGAAUUCAUUUACAGCUGAUAAAUGCCGUACACUGGCUGGAAAACCUAAAAUGUUUUUUGUACAGGCAUGUCGUGGAGAAAGGCUCGAUCCUGGUAUUACACUACGUAGAGAAGUGGAAACUGAAGUAGAUUCUUCCAAUGCCGCAUACAAAAUUCCUAAACAUGCCGAUUUCUUGAUAACUUUCAGCACUUAUGAUGGUUAUUAUUCAUUCAGACAUCCUGAGAAUGGCACUUGGUUUAUUCAAAGUCUUUGUAUUGAAAUGAACAAGCAUGAUCUUAGCAAUAAUGAUUUGUUAGGAAUUAUGACUCGCGUGUCUAGACGAGUUGCUUUGGAACAUGAAUCUUACAAUCCAGAACACCCAUGGCUACAUAAGCAAAAGCAGAUUCCCACCAUUCAUUCGAUGCUCAUUAGAGAUGUGUUUUUUAAACCUAAAAAUAUACCACCACCUGAACCAGUUAUAUUAGAAAAUAUUAUUAUCAGAUGAGUCUUAAAACCAUUCCUGAAGUUCUAGAAAUACACACCAACUUUGAAAACAAAAUCAACAGCAUCUAUUACGUGUGCAUAACAAUGUAUUUUACCAGUUGAAAUGAUAUAGUUUUAUAAGUGUGUGCCCAUAAGUGUUCAAAACAUUUAAAUUAUAAGAAUUCUAAAUUUUGUGAUAAAAAAAAAAAUGUCUUUUUAAGACUGAAUCGAUUUUGAUUAACAAUUAUUUUUAGGAGAAAAAAAAAUUGAUCUUCAUAAUUUUUGGUUUUGUUUUUUUCAAACAUUUAUUGUUAUUCAUCAAUAAUAACUUACAUUCUUCAUUUAGCUUUAAUAAUAUCAAUAUUUCAACUAACUUAAAAUUUGUACAAUGAAUGAGUUUUUAUUUAUUUCAAAAUUAUUUCUGAUUGAAAUAUUCAUACAUUUUAAUUUACUUAUAUUUAAUUUUUAUUAAAAAUGAUCUUUAUUGAACAUUUGAACAACUAUCUUGCUAAAACUAUUUGCCAAUUAUUCAGAUCAAAAGUAUUUGCUCAUCUAUAAUAUUAAUUUAAAGAAGUAUUAUUUUUUUUUUUAAGUUUAAAGUAUUUUAGACAUUUUUAAUUAUUACUGUUAUCGGGCAUUAAAACUGCCCAUUACAUAUGUCUUUCAUGAAUUAAAUUUUAAGUAUUAUUUAAUGUUUUUUUUUUUUUUUUUUAUAUACAAUAUAUAAAAUAUGUGAAAAGUGAUAAUAUCGCAUUUAGUAACAAUUUUUUUUUUUAUUAUUUGUCAUUUUAUAGCAUUUUGUUGCUUUUGAGUUUAGCACAUUUAUUAUAAUUCUUAUUUUUAGUUAUAUUAUUACAUGUUAUACUGCCUAUAGUAUUUUUCUCACUUCCGUUUGUUAUUAUAAUUUUCUUUAAUUGGAGGACAUUAUAUUUAUUAUUUCUCAAGUACUAUUGUUGCAUUAUUCUGAUGAUUGCAAAUUUAAGUAUUGUACUACUCGAAAUAAAAAUUGUAAAUCUAUUUUUUUUUUUUAAUUUAUACAUAAAUAUAUACGUAUAAAUUUGAUCUUGGGAACUGAAUAAUGUUGUACUUGAUUUAUAUUUAAAUUAGUACUUCAUUUUAUGAUUUAUUGAUCUCUCCCAUCUAGUUCAAAUAUAUAAUUAUAUAUUUUUAUAUAUAUAUAUAUAUAUAUAUAUAUUCAUUAUAUAAUUUAUCAUAUAAGCAAAAAGACAGAAAAUACAUUUGUCAUUUAACUACUUUACACUACAACAAACUCUUAUCAUUUUAAUCUAAAAUUUAUAAACAUGUAUUUUGAUGUAUUUUAAGUUUACAUAUUAUAUUAAUAAUCUAUUUUAUAUAUUUAUACAUACAUGGUUUAUGUAAUAAUGUGUUUUAUUAUGUGUAUUCAUGUGUUUGAGGGAUGUUUAAUUUUGUGGACAUUUUUUAGCCAAUAGAUAGUCCUAAAGACUCAAUUUAAAUUAUUUUAUAUAUGCUCAUAUUUUUUCAUACUAUUAUUAAUAUUUUACGUUGUAUAUAAUAAUAUAAUAUAAUACAUUUUAUUUUUCCAUCAGUUAUCGACAUGAUCAAGUGUAUUAUCAUAAAUAUAUAAUAUAAAGUUCUUAGUAUUCUAUUUUUAUUUGAUGAUAUUGAUGAUUUUUUUUAUUGUAUUGCCAUAGUUCAAAAUUAUGGUUUUAAAGUAUGUGUUCAUAUUUGAUAUUACAUAUUAAUGCAUUUUUUAUUUGAUUCACAUGUUCUUAUUAUAAUAUAUUAUAUUAAAUAAAUUUUAAAAAUUAUUUUUUCCCUAUA